Messenger RNA from Clunio marinus, 1884 nucleotides. Lineage: Eukaryota; Metazoa; Arthropoda; Insecta; Diptera; Chironomidae. The record is from the annotation of a GenBank genome assembly.
AUGGCAGAACCAGAGUUUGAAGAGUUUUCUAAACAAACUUUAAGCAUUAAAACAGUUCCAUCUCCUUACUACUCAUUAGUAAGCGAUAUUGAUUUUGAUGUAAUAUCAUCUCCAUCGCCUUCAAAAAGUGAUGCAAGUGAACCUGAUGAAAUCGGUGUUCAUAUAAUAAGCACAUCUCGAUUACCCCAAGUAUGUACAAAUGUUACGAUAGCAAAUAUCAGCAGUAAUAGUAGCGUAGCUGAGGAUGAUGAACUCGGAGAUGGAUUACGAAUGGGAUUAAUCAAUAAUAAAAAUAUUCAUCACAUUGAUUCUGCAACUUCAAACAUAACAAAAUUAUGCACGCAUUCAUCACAGUUGGCGAGAACGAGUUCUCUGCCUUGGAUUCCCGACCAAGCCGAACGUAGAAGAAGAAGACUUCCAGAAAUUCCCAAAAAUAAAAAAUCAUCAUUGUCAUACAUUAUGAGCAAUCAAACAUCACUAGCAGACGAAAUGGGAAGUGCAAGUAGCAUCGCAAAUCAACAUCAUUUCAAACAAAAUACGCUUUUAGCAUUUAAAUGCAGCUAUUUGUUGGAUGAAGACUCAAGCCCAGAUUCAGAUCGCAUGCAUAGCUUGGGGGAUGUCGAUAGUGGCCACAGCACAGCUCACUCGCCAAAUGACUUCAAAAGUAUCACGCCACCAAACGCUCAAACGUCACCACACUCACCAUUUCCACCUGCAUUUGGUGGCGUUCCUUUCAGUCAACUGGAAAUGCUUGAAGCUACUCAUCGUGGCCUUCAUAAAUUUCAUCCCAGACAUCAUGAUGAGUUAGAAAUUGAAAUUGGGGAUCCAAUUUAUGUACAAAAAGAAGCUGAAGAUUUAUGGUGCGAAGGUGUGAAUUUAAGGACAGGCAAUCAAGGAGUUUUCCCAUCAGCUUAUGCUGUAGAUCUUGAAUAUAAUGAUUUUGACCCAACAUCAGUUGAGAUGAAACGUGAACGAUAUUUGUUGGGUUAUUUAGGAUCUGUUGAAACUCUUUCACAUAAAGGUACAGGUGUAGUUUGUCAAGCUGUUAGAAAAAUUGUUGGAGAAGGAGGAGAAACAACACCAAAAGGUACGCCGUGCAUUUUAGAAAUUUCUGACCAGGGACUGAGAAUGGUUGAUCGUUCAAAGAAAAAACGUGAACGAGGCCCUUGUAUUGAUUAUUUUUACUCGCUGAAAAACGUAUCAUUUUGUGCUUUUCACCCACGAGAUCAUCGCUACAUUGGAUUCAUAACAAAACAUCCAACAAUGCAAAGAUUUGCAUGUCAUGUAUUUGUAGGAAAUGAUUCAACACGUGUUGUUGCUGAGGCUGUCGGACGUGCUUUUCAACGGUUUUAUCAAAAGUUUAUUGAAACCGCAUAUCCAACUGAGGACAUAUAUAUGGAGAAUUAAAUUUGUAAUUGGAAAUAUUUAUUUACAAAAGCAAGAAAACUUUAUUUCAAUCAGUAUUUAAUCAUGGAAAAGAUGAUUAAAAGUUUAUCAAUCUUGGAUUGGAAAAUAGAUAUAAAAUCGUAUAAAUGUAUCUAGAAAACAUAAAGCGUAUUACGCUUACAUAUACUCUGCGAUAAAUUUGAGAAAAAUGUCUCCGAUAACCUUUAGAAACUUUCAACUGACAAGCUUAAAUAGAAAAUUAGUUUAGCUCAGCUUUUACUUGACUUCCAAACUUGACUUAAAUUUUGACUUUACUGAAUUAAAAAAAUCAAGCAAAACGAUGUUUUCAACAUUCAUUUUCCGAAUAAAUUUGUAUAUUGAUCAUUUUCCAAAAAGCCAAAGACAAAGAAAAUGCUAAAGCAAAUCUUGAUGGCUCAAAUUUUCCAAUUGAAUGUAUGAAAAAAAUAUUUUCCUGAAAUAAAAAGCAAAAUUAUCUAA